Lagenorhynchus albirostris (white-beaked dolphin) is the source of this 5616-nucleotide messenger RNA. It is a transcript of the gene LCOR, whose product is annotated as ligand dependent nuclear receptor corepressor. Bases 483 to 5138 code for a protein of 1551 amino acids. Lineage: Eukaryota; Metazoa; Chordata; Mammalia; Artiodactyla; Delphinidae. The record is from RefSeq and is a predicted model, not a curated record. Gene Ontology annotation, biological process: regulation of transcription by RNA polymerase II. The transcript is spliced from 8 exons. Gene Ontology annotation, molecular function: DNA binding. Gene Ontology annotation, cellular component: nucleus.
UAGGCGGCAGCAAUGCUCCGUUGAGAGACGCGGCUUUCGGCAAGAACUGGACUCCUGGCGUCACAAGCUCAUUCACUGUGUCCCGUUUCCCUCUGUGCGGCGGCCGGCGGGACCAUAAGGGCUUAACUCAUAUAUUUAACCCCCCUCCAAAAAGGUUUGAAAGUAUUCUUGAAGGGCUGUUUGGACCUGCAUUAUUAAAAGAUCUCAGUUUAUUUAAAGACUGUGAACCUGAAAGCAUUUCCGAUUGGACUUUUGAUGAAAAUUGUCUGUUCUGUUGCUUGAGAAGAGAUAAAGUAAAGGGACACUUAGUCGGUCUGGAUGAACCAGCUUCGGGAGCUGGGCAAGAAGCUCUGCUUAAACGAGAGCAAGCAAAAAUCAUUCGAUUCGAGAGACAAGCAGAAGAGUUCCUCAAUGCAGUCUUUUGUAGAAAAGACAGUCCCUGGGUCUCCGACCCCAAUAUUCCCCUAGUGGCCCGUGAGAUCAUGCAGCGAAUGAUCCAACAAUUUGCUGCUGAAUAUACCUCAAAAAAUAGCUCUACUCAGGACCCCAGCCAGCCCAAUAGCACAAAGAACCAAAGCCUGCUGAAAGCAUCUCCAGUCACCACCUCUCCCACGGCUGCAACUACUCAGAACCCUGUGCUCAGCAAACUUCUCAUGGCUGACCAAGACUCACCUCUGGACCUUACUGUCAGAAAGUCUCAGUCAGAACCUAGCGAACAAGACGGUGUACUUGAUCUAUCCACUAAGAAAAGUCCAUGUGCUGGCAGCACUUCCCUGAGCCAUUCUCCAGGUUGCUCCAGUACUCAAGGGAACGGUGAGAACUCAGCAGAGGCAAUAGCAGUAGAUUCUAACAAUCAGUCGAAGUCCCCACUGGAGAAGUUUAUGGUCAAACUGUGCACUCAUCAUCAGAAGCAGUUCAUUCGUGUUCUGAACGAUCUGUACACUGAAUCUCAGCCAGGCACCGAGAACCUGCGACCUUCGGAUUCUGGAACAAUGGAUGCCUCCACCUGCAAUGCUGGCUGUGCCCAGCUCGGCACCAAACAUAAGGAAAAGGAUGCUAUGUGUCUCAACAUGAAGUCUUCUACUUCUGUAGAGUUGUUCGUAGACUCAUCAGGCUCUCACAGCCCUCAACACUUGACAGAACAGGCCCUAAAGGAGCCUCCUCCCGACACAAACUCUGUAGAUGGAAGAGAGAAUACUUUGACUGUUGUCCAAAAAGAUUCCUCUGAACUUCCAACCACUAAACCGAAUUCAAUGGAUAGUUCCACUCUGGGAUACCUCACUACAUCUAAUUCUUCCUCAGUAAACUUCCACCACAUCUCUAAGAGCUUGGAGGGGCAAACCACUGGACAGGAGCAAGACACAGAUGUGAAAAUAUGCAAGGAUGGUAAAGACCACGUGCAGAGUUCAGCUUUAGUGGAAAAUCUCAUUGCAGUAAAAGUGGCGACUGAGAAUAGUGAGGAGAGCAACAGCUGUAUUGUUUCUCAAAGAAAUUCAUUCAGAGCUUUAUCAGAAGAGGCUUGGGACUCAGGGUUUAUGGGGAAUUCACCUAGAACUGCUGACAAAGAGAAUGCUUUACAGUGUAGCUCAAAAACACCUUUACGCCAGGACUUAGAGGCAAGUGAACAAGAUUCAAGGCCAAAGCAAGAGAACCACCUUCACUCGUUAGGAAGAAAUAAAAUGGGUUACCAUUUACAGCCCAGUGAUAAGAGCCCGUUUGAUCAUUCCAAAGACGGUUGGUUAGCCCCCAGCCCCAUGCCACCUGUACACAAAGCGUCUAAUGGACAUUCACGAACCAGGAUGCUUUCCACCUCCAUUAAGACAGCGCGGAAAAGUAAAAGGGCGUCAGGGUUGAGGAUAAACGAUUAUGAUAACCAAUGUGAUGUCGUUUAUAUCAGCCAGCCGAUCACAGAAUGCCACUUUGAGAAUCAACGAUCGGUGUUAUCUUCUCGGAAAACAGCCAGGAAGAGCACUCGAGGAUACUUUUUCAAUGGUGAUUGUUGUGAGCUGCCAACUGUUCGCACACUGGCCAGGAAUGUACACUCCCAAGAAAAAGCCAGCUGCUCGACACUGGCCUCAGAGGCCGUGGUGACUCCCAAGCAGACCCUUAUCAUUUCAUCACCUCAGCCUACAGUAGCUGUGCAGCAUCCCAGAGAAGACAGCCCUGAAGAACCCAGUAAAGAAAUAACCUCCCUCAAGGAAGGAGACAGAGAUGCAUCAUCUGAAAAGGAAUCUCAAGAGCCGGAGGUUUUCCCUGUGACAAAUAACGCAAACCCAAGCAGCUCCUCUAGAUCAAAGGAGACAGCAGCCUCCAGCCCAGUGUGGCCUCUCCCUGCUCACCUUCCUGAAGAGGAUCUUCCAGAAGGCAGCUCCGCGGUCUCAGCUCCCACAGGAAGUGGGAUAUCUUCCCCUGAACGAGACCAGCCGCCAGUUGAACUGCUAGAUACAAAGGAGAUGAGUGUACCCCAAGACUGUCCCUUGCUUCCCUCCACAGAGAGCCUUUCUGAGGGAGGCAGUGAAGAUGUUGUUCCUAGGCCUUGUUCCCCUCCUGAAACAGUAAGUAGAGAGGAAAGUCCUCUGUGCUCAGAAAAUCAAAGUCCCCCAGUGGGCUUGGAGCCUCCCACGAGUCUGGGAAAGGCUGAGGAAGACCAAAGCAUCGGUACUGAGGCUGAGACCGAAGACACUCAGGAGUUAGAUACUGACCCACUCUUGAAGGAAAGCAGCACUUUGACUAAUGAAAACCCCAGUGAAAUUGAGGAAGGUGAGGCACCAGGUGGGACAGGAAAAUUCGAGGGAGAGGAUGGUGAUGUAAAACAUCCUACAGAAAAAGAAAUGUGUGAUCAAAACAUUGACUCACCUGAAGAGAAUCUGGACAAGAAGAAAAAAGGUAAAAAAUUCCCCGAGGCCUCUGAUAGGUGCCUAAGAAGUCAACUUUCAGAUCCUUCCUCUGCCGAUAGGUGCCUAAGAAAUCAAAGUUCAGAUUCUUCCUCUGCUUGUGCUGAGAUCAAGGUUUCUAAAAAUCCUGGUGCAAAACGUUCUAAAAAAGAAGGGUAUCCUGGUGGGGCAGCACCUGAGAGCUUCCUGACUGAAGGUUUCCAUACAAAAGCUCUGGGGGACACUGAAAACCCAAAUGUCAAUGAAAACCCCUCUGGGAAAGAUGCUGAGCAGGAGGGCGAAGGAGGUGGGAUGAUCACCAGGCAGGCUUUUAAAAACAUGCUAGCAAAAGAAGUCAAGGGGGAAGAAGAAGGUGUUUUCCCCAGCAGUGACCCCUUAGCCACAGUUGGCCAGCCCCUGCCUGGAGAGAAACUGGAAAUCUAUGUUCAGUCUAAAUUAGGUGAGAACAGUACUCAAGACCCCUCUGAAAGCAUUCCUUGUACGUUCCCAGAACAAUCAAAAGAGAAGCCAGGACCUAUUCCUGCACAAGAGACAGAAGAGGUUGUAAAUGAUAUAGAUAGUGCGGACAGCCCGCGUAAAGAUGAUGACAGUGACGUGCUCUCUAGCACAGUUGGAUUGUCAAGUAGUAGAAGUGAUGACGCUGCUGGGCCCCCAAAAUGGGUCCCAAGGCUUACAAGACUGACCUCCUCAACCUACAACCUAAGACAUGCUCAUUCUCUGGACUCCUUGGAUACUAUAAAAGUGACUUCCGAAAAGGAAGCAGCACAAGGAAACACAAUGCCAAAGGAAAAUGAAGCUUCAGAGAGUGGAGAUCCCUUAGACGAGGAUGAUGUGGACACAGUGGCGGACGACCAGCCAAAGUUCGUAGAGUGGUGUGCCGAGGAGGAGAACCAAGAGCUCAUCGCCAACUUCAAUGCCCAGUACAUGAAAGUUCAGAAGGGCUGGAUCCAGCUGGAGAAAGAAGCCCAGCCAACACCAAGAGCAAGGAACAAGUCAGAUAAGCUGAAGGAAAUUUGGAAAAGCAAGAAAAGGUCACGGAAGUGUCGGGGUUCCCUGGAGGUUCAAAAGUUUUCUCCUGUUCAGAUGCUGUUUAUGACAAACUUUAAAUUAUCUAACGUUUGCAAGUGGUUCUUAGAGACAACUGAAACCCGGUCUCUGGUGAUUGUGAAGAAGCUCAAUACUCGUCUUCCAGGAGACAUCCCACCUGCCAAGCAUCCUCUUCAGAAGUACUCUCCUUCCAGCCUGUACCCCAGUUCACUGCAGGCUGAACGCUUGAAGAAACACUUGAAGAAAUUUCCCGGAGCUACUCCUGCUAGGAACAAUUGGAAAACACAGAAGCUCUGGGCUAAAUUUCGAGAGGAUCCUGACCAAGUGGAGCCAGAGGAUGACAGUGACGUUAGCCUCAGCCCCAAUCCUGAAGACAGCAUAGAGGAGGUCAAGGAAGGUCGAAAUAGCCAUCCUCCCACAAACUCGCCUACCCCUGCCAGUACCCGGAUCCUUAGAAAAUACUCCAACAUUCGAGGAAAGCUCAGAGCCCAGCAGCGUUUGAUCAAGAACGAGAAAGUGGAAAGCCCGUUUGGUCCGGCUGUGGAAAGUAAACAGAGUUGUAAGAGUGUGUGCAUCAACCCUCUGAUGUCCCCCAAACUUGCCCUGCAAGUAGGUGCAGAUGGGUUUCCUGUUAAGCCCAAGAGUACCGAUGGAAUGAAGGGCAGGAAAGGGAAGCAGACGUCUGAAAUCUCGCCGAAAGCAGAAGUUCAGAAUAAACGCAGGAGGACAGAAGGCGGCAGCACUCAGGACAGGAAGGACAAGGGAGCUGCGAUGAAGGCCAGCAAAGAAAAGCACGUUGAUGGAUCCACCAGAACCCCCGCUGCCAAGAAGCCAGCUGCAAGGGACAGAGCCAGCCAACUGCCCAAAAAGACGACUUUGAAAGAGAAGAAAGGGAAGAUCCCUAAAAAGUCACCUGGGAAGAGCUGCCCUCCCUCCAGGAAAGAAAAAGAGAACACAAACAAAAGACCUACCCAGCCCUCCCCCUCGGAGAUGGUGACAAAACCUGCAAAGCAAAAAGGGGCAGGUGAGUCCUCUUCAAGGCCACAGAAAGCCACAAAUAGGAAGCAGAGCAGUGGAAAGACUCGGGCCAGACCCUCGACGAAAACCCCAGAGAACAGUGCAGCCCAGAGAAAGCGAAAGCUGAAGGCAAAGCUGGACUCUUCCCACAGCAAACGGAGGCGGAUGGAUACAAAGUGAUUGGAAGGGCAGUAUUCACGAGUUAAAACUGUUCUAUAGAAGUAACCCUUUAUUUUGCAUUAACUAAAUCUGCUUUUAUAAGCUUAUCAAGCCUUUCAAGUCUGCAGUUAAUGGAGAACACCACAAUUUAAGAUGUCAGAAAUUGCGUCUCAGAUGGAGAAGGGAACUUGCAGAGUCUUUCUCUGAGGCUGAGUAAGGGAAGUUAUAUAUUAUAUUCUGGUUGUUCCUUGGGUUUUAAACUUGGAACCAAGCAGUUUUAGUUUUUAAAAGUACAGUGCCUUAUUUAUCCUUUUUGUUUUUAAAUUUACAAAAGCUAAAAAGCUGAUCUAUGUGAUUAAAGGCUUGUAUUUUAUACUUGAUGCACAAGCACUUGUACUGUAGCCGAGAAGACCACCAUCAUGCACAUAAAAGUAGCUUUUCAGCAGCCACCCUGCGGUAUCUGUACAUGAACAGAUGCUCCUCUUUGCAAACCCCAGCA